AUGGAGUAUGAAGUAGGUGAUAAGGUUUUUCUGAAGACAUCUCCUUGGAGGGGAAUUCUGAGGUUUGGUAGGCAAGGGAAGCUGAGUCCGAGAUAUGUUGGGCCGUAUGAAAUUAUUGAAAGAAUCGGACUACUGGCGUAUCGACUAGCAUUACCAGCAGAGUCGUCACAAAUACAUGAUGUUUUCUAUGUUUCGAUGCUGCGAGGAUAUUGGUCUGAUCCUAGCCACAUUAUUCGACAGCCGAAGAUAGAGAUUUCUGAGGAGUUACCAUAUGUGGAGGAGCCUACAGAGAUUUUGGAUAGAAACGUAAGAAAAUUGAGAAAAUAA
This is a messenger RNA of Sesamum indicum (sesame), 327 nucleotides long. RefSeq lists its product as uncharacterized. Lineage: Eukaryota; Viridiplantae; Streptophyta; Magnoliopsida; Lamiales; Pedaliaceae. The record is from RefSeq and is a predicted model, not a curated record.